ACGUCGACGUUUCAAUCAAAUGUGCGAGAUUUAAAGUGAAAGGUUUUCAAGCAGGACUUGGCAGUGUUUCUAGUGAGUUCGUAUAGUGAGCAUUAAACACGACGACAGCAUGACCGGGAUCAGGGCCUACGUUAUAGUUGCUAUUGCUGCCUGUUUCGGUAGCGGUAACGGAGCUCAGUAUUUGGGGAAGUUCCUGGGUAAACUUUCCGAACUUCACCACGGAGUUUCGGGAGAAGUCUACGCGGUCGACGGACGAACUUUGCACAUUAAGGACUUUACAUACGACGGCCAGGGACCAGCGGCCUAUUUCUAUGCCAGUACCUAUAAAACCGCCGACAGCCGGGGAUUCAGAUUAAGGGAUGAAAAUAACAACGGAGAAGUGAUCAGGAGAUACAGGAAGGAAGGGGUGACUAUAACCCUCCCAGAAGGGAAGACAUUAAGCAGUAUCAAGAUAUUCUACGUGUGGUGCGAGGAAUUCGACGUGAAUUUUGGGGACGUCAAAAUAUCCCAAGGGUUCGACUUUCCUCGUCCACAGAAAAUCGACGCCCUUAAAGGAGUACACUCGAUCUCCUCCGACAAUAUCGUCAUCGUCGACGCUCAAACUUUAUUAAUUCCCAACUUGUACUACGACGGGGAGGCCCCAGAUGCGAAGUUUUGGGUCGGAAGAGGACCAAAACCGUCACCGCAAGGUAUACGUGUUCCAGACGAGAAUGGCAAAGAGGUACCUCUCAGAAGAUACAACGGCAAAACCGUAGUGCUUACCUUGCCAGGCGACUUAACUGUAUUUGACAUCGGCCACUUCGGAAUAUGGUGUGAACAAUUCACCGUCGACUUCGGCCACAUCCAGAUUCCUCAAACAUUAAACGUACCGCCAUCUUUAAAAAUGCUCGGCGUUAGCCCACAGUCAAAAUUGAAUUGUGAGGUGCUAAACGAAGAUCUGGCAUUUGAAGUGCGCUGGGCAGUUGCCGGAGAGAGUAUUGUUUUACAAUUGGUUGCAAAACUGGAUGGCAACGAAUACAUGUCAUUUGGAGUAUCUGGCGAUGAUUCAAAAAGCGUUAUGAUUGGUGGCGAUGUCGCUGUAGCUUGGGUAGACAAAGAAACUCUGAAAGGGUAUGCCCAAGAUUACUACCUGGCUGACAAAUCACAGUGUUCUGGUCCAACAGGCUCCUGCCCUGAUCUACGAUUUAGAGAAAACACGGAAAAUAUUCGCCUUUUGAAUGCCGCUCUGGUCAACGGUUAUUCGAUAGUGACUUUCCAGCGCCCGCUGAAGAUGUCUGAUGAAUACGACAAACCUAUAUACACCAACGGGUCGCAAGCAAUUAUUUGGGCAGUCGGACCACUCAAUCAAAGAAAUGAAGUUUCUUUCCACACGAGUUACCUCAAAACUGAUAGUUUUAUUGAAUUCGCACGUCCUGCUAAAUGGAACUGCCCUCUACCGGAAGGAGAACAACCUAAGACAUCAACGUCAUUAGAUAACAUCACUGAAGAAAAAGUUGCCGAACCAGCGCAACCAUCGACAACAUCAAAAAUAAGAAACAACGAACGUAGACGCGGGUCAAACAGAGGUACAUCUACAAGGCAACCAAUUACCAAUAUAGAUGAUUCGGAAAAUGCCAACACCAAACAACAUACAAGGACGAGGGGGCCCACGAGAGGCACACAGAAAACUUCCAGGGUGCCCCCACCAACUCCCGUAAAACACAUAAAAUCUUGGGACAUUCCAGCAAUUCAAUGCGACGAACCCGAUGAUGGAGUAUUCUACGCUCAAAUGGGACCGACUGGUGGUAAACGUGGCUAUCCUGCAAUUACAGGACACGUUGGGUGGGGCAUUUCGUGGUACAUAAAUGGCUUGCUGAUCCCUGAAAUACACGUGGUCAGGGGACAAACUUAUACCUUCGUUGUUGAAGGAGGCAAGGACCCAGAAAUUCCUGCCAAGUACCAUCCAUUCUACAUCACUGAUGACUCCGUAGGUGGUUACACAUAUAAAACGCAAGAGGAAAGAAAGAAUGUGAGCAUAUUUGCUGGAGCUCAAACGAGUAAGGAUGGUACCGUAUAUCCAACUGGCACCGGAAGGUUGUGUCAUUGGACCGAAACUAGUGAUGUAGAUGCUGACGAUUACGAAUCUUUUGGUGCCUACCAGAGAACUUUAGAAUUAAUAUGUGAUCCCGGAGAGCCUGGAGUUAUUCAAUGGACGCCAGAUAAUGAUACUCCGGAUACAGUCUACUACCAAUGUUUCUCGCAUCGGUACUUGGGGUGGAAAAUUCACGUCCACGACUCUUGCGAUACGAAAACAGCCGCGAGUGAAUUAAAACCAACCAUUGUAGCGUCGCCGACCCACACUUUUGACUCAUUCUCAGACAAAACAGAAGCUGAACUAGAAACCAGCCCACCAGCGUCUGUACCAGCAGUGACAAGGUUUUAGAGCAGACCACAGAUCCUACCUCAGUAGAUCCUAGACCGGCUAGUGAUCCGCCACAAGAACCAUCACCACAUCAGAAUGAUUCGUUACAUCAGAUAAAUACGACCAUGCAAUCACAUAUCUCACGGGUCGCAC
This is a messenger RNA of Cylas formicarius (sweet potato weevil), 2554 nucleotides long. RefSeq names its product protein Skeletor, isoforms B/C (gene Skeletor). Lineage: Eukaryota; Metazoa; Arthropoda; Insecta; Coleoptera; Brentidae. The record is from RefSeq and is a predicted model, not a curated record. The coding region runs from base 110 to 2422 and encodes 770 amino acids. The transcript is spliced from 14 exons.